UACAAUGCGGGGGGAGAGAUUUCUCCAGAAGAAAAAAGAACUUCAAGCAAAGCUUGUCUCGCAAGAUAAUUCCUGGAGAGUUGUGUUCUUCCGUACCAAGAUGGCAACCGAAAAAAGCCAGGUUCCUUCUGCUCCAGCUCCAGCCAUGGAUUCAUGUCGAAAGAAGAAGUCAGAUGAUGCAACUUUCUUGCAGGAUGUGAAAGAUCACAUCGAUGAGUUUAUUCAUGCUUCAAUGGAUGAACACAAGACCUGCUUCAAAAAGAGCAUCUCAAAGAUGUUUGGAAUGACCAAGAUUGUGGCAGAGAGAAAUGCUGCUGAGAACAAGGGAAUCGAGAGCUCACUUCCCCUUCGAACAGUUGUUUCUGAUUAAGAUCUACAACCAGCAUUUGGAUACUAUAAAAAAGAUGAGUUUACGCUUUAACGUAUGUCAAGAAUCCAUAAAAAGGGAACGCAUUACCUGAGUUGUUUUAGUGUAAUACUGAGGGGGAAUCUAGCCCGUUUCAGGGAAUGAGAUUCAUCAUCCGUUAUCUAGUAAAGACUCGUUUUAUUCUAUCAAAUGAGUCCGGUUCUUAUUUCCAAUCCCUGGUUAUUACCCCGUAAUUUGUAGUUAGCAUAAACGAUUGUCUCAAAGGUUAGGUUGGUUUACUCACGGGACGAUGUUGUUGUUGUUUGUUACAGUUGUCGAUUAAUGUAUGCUUGUGUAUGUACUUGGUCGUACAUAGUUGAAUUGUUUACUAAAUAACGUCUGCUUAUAUCUUAUUCCUUUCGGAUUCUGUUUUCUGA
This is a messenger RNA of Cynara cardunculus var. scolymus (artichoke), 783 nucleotides long. RefSeq lists its product as uncharacterized. The record is from RefSeq and is a predicted model, not a curated record. The coding region runs from base 5 to 370 and encodes 121 amino acids. Lineage: Eukaryota; Viridiplantae; Streptophyta; Magnoliopsida; Asterales; Asteraceae. The transcript has 3 exons.